AUGGGUAUACAAGAGUGGACGGUCACGGAGGCAUACUAUCCCUCGAAAUGUAGUUUGGGUGAAGGCCCGUAUUACACCAAAGAACGGCAUGAGCUUCGGUAUAUGGAUAUCAACAAUAAAAAACUCUUUGUCAUCGACCUGGCAAAGGGACCCGAGUCGGUCAAGAUCAUCGAUACCGCGCAACCAAUUGGUGUCACGGCAAAUAUCGAGGGCGUCGAUUCUUCAGAGGUCAUCCUGGCUGGUGCAAAGGACGGCGUUACCAAAUUCCACCUGAAAACCGGAGAGCAUGAAUAUGUCGCCAAGUACUGGAAAGGACCACAUGCCGAGGACAAGGCGAGAAGGAUGCGCUCGAAUGACGGCGCAGUUGACACUCAAGGUCGUUUCUGGGUCGAGGCAUUCGUUGACCCCACGAUAGCCGAAUUGACUGAAGAAGGCUGCUUGUUCCGCCUCGACCACGACGGAACGCUGCACACGAUGCACGAGAAGAUGACCAUCCCCAACGGCAUCACCUGGACCGCAAGUGACAACACGAUGUUCCUUACCGACUCGCCGCCGCAGAACGUGUAUGCCUUUGACUACGAUCCCAAGACGGGAGACAUUUCCAACCAGAGAGUCUUCUUCCACCUGGAAGAGGAGGGCGUACACCCAGACGGCCAUGCCAUGGACGUCGAGGGAAACAUCUGGCACGCCUGCUACGGGGGCUCCAAGGUCAUACGAAUAUCGCCCCAAGGGGCCGUCACCGGAGUCAUCCACCUCCCGACACGCAAUAUCACCUGCCCGACCUUUGCAGGCACCGAGUUGUUCAUUACUAGUGCAGCGGAGCAGCAGCCUGACAAAUACCCGGAUUCGGCCAAAUUUGCUGGAAAUUUGUUCAGGAUUGACGUCGGCAUCGAGGGCAUGCCCAAGUACAGGGCUCGCUUGGACUAG
Molecule: messenger RNA, 927 nt
Organism: Cladophialophora immunda
Lineage: Eukaryota; Fungi; Ascomycota; Eurotiomycetes; Chaetothyriales; Herpotrichiellaceae
Exons: 4
Coding region: 1-927 (308 amino acids)
Biological process (GO): L-ascorbic acid biosynthetic process
Molecular function (GO): calcium ion binding; gluconolactonase activity
Source: RefSeq, a predicted model, not a curated record